Molecule: messenger RNA, 1930 nt
Organism: Hyphopichia burtonii NRRL Y-1933
Lineage: Eukaryota; Fungi; Ascomycota; Pichiomycetes; Serinales; Debaryomycetaceae
Product: glycogenin glucosyltransferase
Exons: 1
Cellular component (GO): cytoplasm
Molecular function (GO): glycosyltransferase activity
Source: RefSeq, a predicted model, not a curated record
CAGUGAUUCGUCUCCUGUUCUCUUUUAACCAAAGUUAUACCGUCCAUGACGAAUGCUGUUGUCUCACUAUUAUAUAAUACCAAUUAUUUACCUGGUGCUAUUGUUUUAGGGUUAGCAAUCCGCAAAAUUAUUGCAAUUACUGAUUACGAAGUUACAUUAGCAUUAUUAAUCGAUAGAAAUAACUUUAACGAAUAUCAAUUAACCUUAUUAUCGGAAAUAUAUGAUGAACUAAUCGAUGUUGAGCUUUUCACUUCUCAUUUAUCGGACAAGUUAUCUCACGAAUUAGGUAGGCCCGAAUUGGACAAAACAUUCACCAAGAUCCAGUUAUGGUCACUUUAUGAUAAGUUCGAUAAGAUUUUAUAUUUGGAUGUUGACACAUUACCAAAUAUUCCCAGAAGUAACGAACAGGGAUCAAUUUUGAAUUUGCUAAAGGUUGACUUCCCCGAAAAUAAGAUCUUAGCUGCGCCUGAUAGUGGAUUCCCCGAUGUUUUCAAUUCCGGGGUUUUCUUAUUGAAGCCCAAUUUAGUCGAUUACUAUAAUUUACUUGCAUUGGUUAAUAGUUCCAAUUUGGAAAUAUCGUUUGAUGGUGCAGACCAAGGUUUAUUGAAUCAAUAUUUUAAUUCGCAGCCAGAUUGGGUAACCGACCUUUUAAAUGCCCAUACUAAUAAUAUAGAAUUUAUUAAUACAACGAAAAGUUCCAACUGGGUUCAAUUACCGUUCUUAUAUAAUACCACCCCUUCUGCCCAGUAUGAAUAUCUCCCAGCGUAUAAGUAUUUUGCUAAUCCAAUUGAAAAUAAGGUAAAUGAUGAACCAACAAAUUUUGAUCACCAAUCUCAAUUGGACUCAACUAAUGAGACUUUGAAUAGAUACCAUUCUGCUGCAUUCAAUUAUUAUGAUGGUCCAGAUACUCAAGUGAAGCUAGUUCAUUUCAUUGGUCCCUUUAAACCUUGGACCUCAUCUUCAAAAGAAGGUAUUUUCAGCAAUUGGUGGCAGAUUUGGGAUGAAAAAUUCGGUGGUAAAAGCAUCGACAGUGUCAUAUUUGACCAAGGAAACUAUAUUUUUUCCCAAGAUUCUCCUACUGAAUUCGAUGAACAAAUUGAUGACGUUUUAGAAGAAAUCGAACAAGUUGCAACCACUCACCAAGAAAUUGAUGUUUCUAAGCCUGCUGAUUUAUGUGAUCCUAAAAAUUAUCAACAUAUUCCCGGCAUUUCUCAAAAUGCAGAUUCCACUUGGGACCCCGCCAAAGAACCCCCACCGAAAUCCGAAACUUUGAAAGACCCGCCAUUCAUUGAAGAUUUCAAACCAAUUAUUAAUGCCUGGGAUAAUGGUAAUCAAGAACAACAGAAAAAUGAAAUUAUUGAUUACCAAGGGUCCCCGGUAUCCCCAGAAAAAAUUCAGGAAAUCUCCAAAGAUCUAGCAGCCGAAAACUCCCAUAUUGGUCAAGAGUUUGGCUACCAUAAAGACCAGCAGCCAGAGCGGGUUUUCGCCCAUGAUUCGGAUUACAUUCCAACUCACUUGUUAAUGCCUCUACAAAAACCUGAACCACGUAAAGUGAUGGAAGACGAUGACCCCAAAAUGGAUCCAGUGGAAAACUUGAGCAACGAUGCAAUUAGCUUCAACAAAGUCAACGAAAAGCUAAUGAAGUUGGGUUUGGCAGAAGAUGUCCUUGUCCCAGAAGAAGAAGAACAAGACGACGCCGUUCUUGGUGCCGAAGAUAUCAGCAAAGCCCCCAAGUUAUUCCCGUGGGAAUUCCAAAACAGUAUCAAACCCGAAAGGGUGUUUGACUAGUGUAUCUCUGCUUUUCUCUAUGCCCUUUAUAAUAAAAGUUUAUUUAUACCCACCGUAAGCUUUUAGCAGCCAUCCUUACGCCUUAACCUAACCACUUAGCUACAAAACUCAUGCUCGACCCCCUCAAUUAUAUAACGAAUCU